ACACCGAUUGCCUAACCAUUUAAGCAAAGAGAAAGAGAAGCCAAGCUAGACAAGACAUCUCUGAUAGUCUCUCCAACACCAACCCCUUUGAAUACUGUAAGCAAGAGACUUUCAUAAGUUGAUUCAAUGCAGCAGAGAAAGAUCACACUUAAUCUCAGCUAGGUAGUUUCUGUAAGAUUCAAUACAAUGAAGUGUUUCUACUAUUUUAAAGAAAAGUCUAGGACCAGGGAACAAAGAUCAGCUCCUGAGCUAAAAGACCAAAGCGGCUCUGAUUAUUCAGGAGCUAGUAGGGUGGUCAAGUCUUCCUGUUCAGCAAAUUCACCGCGCGGUAUACCAGAAUUGUAUGAAGAAAAGGCUCAUAAUUUAAGGGUGUUUACUUUCCAAGAGCUGAGGCAGGCAACAAAUGAUUUCCAUAGGUUACUUAAGAUUGGAGAAGGUGGAUUUGGCAAUGUCUAUAAGGGUUCAAUUAAGCCUGCUGAGUCCAAGGGCGAUCGAGUUGUAGUCGCCAUUAAAAAGCUGAACAACGAUGGCUUACAGGGUCACAAACAAUGGGUAGCAGAAGUUCAAUUUCUAAGUGUUGUGGAGCACCCGAAUCUUGUCAAACUAAUAGGUUACUGUGCUGUGGAUGGAGAAAGAGGAAUUCAAAGACUACUCGUAUACGAAUAUAUGCCAAACAGAAGUUUAGAAGAUCAUAUAUUUAACAGGACAUACCCAACUGUUCCUUGGGAGACAAGAUUACAGAUAAUACUGGGAGCAGCUCAAGGAUUAGCUUAUCUCCAUGAAGGAUUGGAAAUUCAGGUGAUAUAUCGAGAUUUCAAAUGUGCAAAUGUGUUACUGGAUGAGAAUUUCAAACCGAAGCUUUCAGACUUUGGGCUAGCAAGGGAGGGGCCAAUGGUUGGGCAUACUCAUGUGUCAACUGCAGUAGUGGGAACAUAUGGAUAUGCUGCUCCAGAUUACAUUGAGACAGGUCAUCUGACAACUAAGAGUGAUGUCUGGAGCUUUGGUGUGGUGUUGUAUGAAAUUCUGACAGGCAGGCGAUCAUUAGAGAGAAACCGGCCAAGAACAGAACAGAAACUCUUAGAAUGGGUGAAACAGUUUCCUCCUGAUAGCAAAAAGUUUGGCUUGUUGAUGGAUCCUCGACUUGAAAGCAGUUAUUUAAAAAGUGCAGCAAGAAAAAUUGCCAAGUUGGCUAAUAGUUGUCUGUCAAAGAGUGCAAAAGACCGGCCAACAAUGAGUCAGGUAGUAGAGACAUUGAAGCAGAUCAUCCAAGACUCAAAAGAGGCUAACCAAACCGAGAGAAGUCCUGACUCUUUUGAAAAUGACCAAGUUGACACGAAGACAAAGGAGAAUCAGUUCGGGGCCUCAGAGUCGUGGAAAAGAAGAAUGACUCACCUGGCAAAACUAGGAGAGCAUGUGGAGAGUGCUAGUAGAAGAAGAUUCAUGAUAAUGCAGAGGGCAAAGGUUACUUGACACUAAAUCAUCUACCACACUUGUAAUUUUGCUUAAUGGUAGAGUCUAAUGGCUUGUUUUUGAGUAAAAGAACUGGAGCAUGUACUGCAGAAAAGUUUGAAAGGUAUUGCACAAUUAUAAAGUUUGUUCUGCUAGAAUGACUUUUACCUUAUAAUCACCAUUUUUUUUCCUC
Messenger RNA from Fragaria vesca subsp. vesca, 1642 nucleotides. Its product is annotated as probable receptor-like protein kinase At5g47070-like. Lineage: Eukaryota; Viridiplantae; Streptophyta; Magnoliopsida; Rosales; Rosaceae. The transcript has 5 exons. Gene Ontology annotation, biological process: protein phosphorylation. The record is from RefSeq and is a predicted model, not a curated record. The coding region runs from base 187 to 1470 and encodes 427 amino acids. Gene Ontology annotation, molecular function: protein kinase activity; ATP binding.